AAACGUCAUUUCCGGCGAUGUAGGGAGAGUGAAACAUGCUGGCUGAAUGAGCUCACGUGUGUUUUUAUUUUUUAACAUUCAAGGUUAUAGUCUACCGAGCCAUUCUGUAUGUAACAUAUUUCAUACUUGAGUUUUUAUACUAUCUACAACAAUGCAGAGAUUGUUGCAUGUUUCGUUAAGGCAAUUUGCUACUGUAAGUUGCUCGCGUUGCAUGUCUGUUUCUCCUGUACACCUGCGGUGUGGAAUCAAAGAAGAUGAGUCGUUUAAAUUGCUUAUUUCCAACUUUACUGCGUUCAAAAGGAAAACGCGAGCCCCCACAGCAUCGCUUAGCGCACGGAUAUCGGUGUUCAGAUCGUACAACACUGAGCGAAAUGCGGAGGUAACAACACGGGAGCUUAGGAAGGAAAGCACAUCAGGCCGUUACGCUUCAGUGGAGCCAGAGACAGAAGAACAGUUUGUUUUCCUCGACUACACAAAACCAGACGAUUCCGUUGAAAACCUGGUUCUAAACCAAAACCUGAUUGAGCCUGAUAAUGUCACGAGGACCAAAGAGGAGAUUCAGACGAAGACGAGUGAUCCCCGGGUAUUGGAAUCACAACUGAAGUCUUUAAAAGACGCGAUGGCAGCAGAGGUUGACCCACAUUCGUGCAUUGAGUUUCACGACACCGGCUUCCCAGAAAUUAGGCCAAGGACGCGGAAUAAGAAACCCAAAAAGGGUCAAAAAGUCUAUGGCAGUCCGGACCCCGAUGUUCCUGUCAGUGAUUCGUGCUGCACCGGCUGUGGUGCCGUGAUGCACUGCACUGUUCCAGAUUUGCCCGGCUAUUUACCAAGUGAGAAAUACAGACAAUUAACAGAAGAGAACAGGCUGCAUAAUGCGAUAUGCCAGCGUUGCCACUUGCUCACACACCACCAAAAGGCGCUCAACGUCCAGAUGUCUAAAGAGGAGUACAGGCAUAUAGUCAGCAGAAUACGAAAGGAGAAAGCGUUGGUGUUAUUGAUCUUGGACCUCCUGGACAUCCCGGACUCCAUCAUCCCCGACUUGUUGGGUCUGAUUGGGGAAAAUAAGCACAUCGUGGUGCUGGGAAACAAAGUUGACUUGUUGCCCGGAGACUCUGAUAAUUAUUUAAAACGGAUCAAGGGCCAAAUUCUACAGUAUUGCACUGAUAUGGGUAUUCUUGUUGAUAACAACAUCAAAGGCAUUCACCUCAUAAGCGCCAAAACGGGUUAUGGGAUUGAAAAUCUCAUUUCGAGUCUCCAGAGCUCCUGGAAAUACAAAGGGGAUGUAUACCUGGUGGGAACUACGAACGCUGGGAAAUCGACGCUUUUUAACACUUUGCUAGAGUCGGACUACUGCAAAUCCAAAGCCUCAGAAGUCAUCCGCAAAGCUACUAUUUCUCCGUGGCCAGGUACAACGCUGAACCUAUUGAAGUUCCCCAUCAUAAAUCCUACUCCAUACCGCAUAUUCAAGAGGUCGGAGAGGCUGAAGAGUGAUUCGGCUCAGACAGAGGCAGACCUGAACCGGCAGGAGCUGCGGACACUGCAGCAGCUGAGCAGGCAGGGAUACUUAGUGGGUCGCGUUGGGAGAACGUUCCGGACCAACGCGCCGUUGCAGAGAGACCACGGCGAGGUGGAGUUUGACUCCGAGAGCCUCAGCAUUGGAGAGGAAGACGAGGAGGGAGGAAGAGGUCUCAGCGAGGCUCCUGUCCCGGUGGAGUUCACUCACAACGAGCUGAAGUAUGCCCACUGGCUGUAUGACACACCGGGCAUCAUGAAAGACCAGGACGUCCUCAGUCUGCUGACUGAAAAGGAGCUGAAGAUGGUGGUGCCCACUCACGCCAUCGUACCCCGGACUUUUGUGCUGAAACCUGGGACGGUGAUGUUUCUGGGGGCUCUGGCACGAAUCGACUACCUGGAGGGGGAGAAGUCCUGCUGGUUCUCAGUCAUCGCGUCCAAUCUGCUCCCAAUUCACAUUACCAGUCUGGAUAAAGCUGAUGUCAUCUACCAGAAGCAUGCUGGAAAUACUCUGCUUGGGGUACCCACCGGAGGAGAGGAGCGAAUGAGAGAGUUCCCACCGCUGGUUCCUCAGGAUUUGGAGCUUAAAGGCCAGGGGCUCCCACAGGCUACUGCUGACAUCAAGCUCUCCUCUGCGGGUUGGGUGGCAGUGACGGGUCACCAUGGAGACCGGCUCCUGCUCAGGGCGCACGUUCCCGAGGGGGUGGGAAUCCGUGUGCGGGACCCCCCGCUGCUCCCGUACGUUGUCAACCUGAAGGGGGAGCGUUUGGGGAAGAGUGCUGCCUACAAGACCAAAAAGCCUCAGGGUCUGCUGGACCGUAGCCUGUCUGAGAAAGGGGCGGAGAGACUUAAGGUGAAGAAGAAGAAGAAGUGACCGCCUGUUCCACACAAUAUUUGCUUUUUUAUUGUUUCUUUUUCCCCAAGAAAUAAAGAAAAAAUGUAUAUUGUUA
This is a messenger RNA of Anguilla rostrata (American eel), 2462 nucleotides long. RefSeq names its product nitric oxide associated 1 (gene noa1). Lineage: Eukaryota; Metazoa; Chordata; Actinopteri; Anguilliformes; Anguillidae. The coding region runs from base 152 to 2386 and encodes 744 amino acids. The transcript has 7 exons. Gene Ontology annotation, molecular function: GTP binding. The record is from RefSeq and is a predicted model, not a curated record.